This is a messenger RNA of Funneliformis geosporum, 160 nucleotides long. NCBI's taxonomy places the organism in Eukaryota, Fungi, Glomeromycota, Glomeromycetes, Glomerales, Glomeraceae. The record is from the annotation of a GenBank genome assembly.
AUGAUGUUUCAAAUUAUACGAAAAGGUAUUAAAGAUUCUAUAAGAGCUGAACAAGCUGCCAAUACAGCACUAAUAAUUAGUGGAAAAAUCAAAUCACAUUGGUUAAAAUUAAUGGUCAAGUAUUACGUUUGCAAAAUUAUUAUAAGACUUAUAAUAGCAG